Lolium perenne is the source of this 804-nucleotide messenger RNA. Lineage: Eukaryota; Viridiplantae; Streptophyta; Magnoliopsida; Poales; Poaceae. The record is from RefSeq and is a predicted model, not a curated record.
AUGGCGUGGCCGACAGGCGCUGCUGCCUCGCGUGGACGCGCGGAUGGGCGCAGAGCUUGCCGUUGGGCGAAUGCGUGGGCUGCUGCAUGCGCGGUGCGGGCGGAGCCAGCCCAGCGCGCGGUGGUGAUGGUGAGGAGGCUCGCGGCGGCGAGGGCCGCGGCAGAGACGAAGCCGCGCCCGAGGAGGGCGGCGAUGAAGGCUGCGGCGGCGAGGGCCGCGGCGGAGACGAAGCCGCGCCCGAGGAGGGUGAUGAUGAAGGCUGCGGCGGUGAAGCCAUGCCCGGAGAGGGAGGCGGCGAUGCCGGCGGUGUUGAAGGCCGCGGCGGUGACGAUGAUGAGGAAGGGUCCCGAGCUGGAGCCGGCCUUGAUCAAUAGAGGAAGUGGCUGUUUGGCCAGCAGGCACGUACGUGGGCAGCUGGAUGCUGCAUGGAGGAUGGCCGCACCUGGGCGAGCCGGCCACGGAGCUCCCGACCCGGGCGAUGGAGCGAUCGCUGCUCCAGGCGACCGCAUGCCCCAGCCGGACCUGGAGCGAACAAGCAGGCCAGGGCCUCGCAGGAGCUGUGGAAGCCGGAUGGGCCGUGGGGAGCCGGGAGUCGGCCCAGCCGCGGGGAGCCAGGAGUCGGCCCGGCCGCGGGCCGAGGCCGGAAGCUCGCCCCAGAAGGGCUCCAGCCGGAAGCCGGCCCAGGUGCGGAAGGGCGAGUCGGCCCAGGAGGGGCGCACCCGGACGGGCCGCGGGGCGCACAGCCGGAAGCCGGCCCAGGCCCCGUCUCUCCUUCUUUUAUCUUCUUUUCUUCAUAUCUUUUGA